AUGUCUGAUCGCGCCUCGAACGGAACAUCAGGCAUCAGGAAAAGACUUCAAGAUCAUUGGGGUAAGUUCGAAUACAAUAAGAGUCGUAAAAUAGAGAAUGCUUCUGAUGGGCUGGUUACUGGAGCUGACGGAAAUGCACCUGAAGUAAUAGAUCUCACCAGUGACAGGGAAGUGGACGAUGGAACAGAUACGUCAGAGACAGAUAUUUCAGGUGGUGACUCGUCAGGUGGGACAACGAAUUCUCCAUCAACUGUGGCAGAGAACAUGGUUGACCAAGGAUCCUCCGGUGAAGAAGUAACUUUUCCCUUCAGAUUAAUCAAAUCAGAAAUAUAUGAUAAAACAACUACUUCUGAACAUUUUAUUACCCUUGAACAGAUUUUUGGACACCCAGAUCUCUCCCAGAGCUGGCUCUUUAGUUUUCAGUAUGAAUUGGAUUACAUCUUGCCCAUGUUUCACGAGGAAACAAGAAUAACAAUUGUUGCACAGAAGGGAACAAUUCUUCCAGUAACGCAAUUUACGCCACAAGUUUCUACCUUGCUCAAAAGAAUGAAGACCUUGUUAGUGUACAUGCCACCAUACGCAUGCCACCACUCCAAAAUGAUUGUGAAUCAAUAUAAAAACGGGGACUGCCAAAUCUUUAUUCCGUCUAAUAAUUUUACCUCAGCAGAAACUAAUAUACCGCAACAAAUUGUAUGGUGUGGGCCUCGUCUCAAGCCAAUUUUAGGCAAGCCUCAGUCAUCACUAUUUGGAAGUUCUCUUCUAACGUACCUGAAAGGGUACCGACUGGAUUUAACAACCUUGAUAUCUGCACUUGAAGAACUCGACUUCAAACAGCUGGAUGACUCAGGCACAGAUUUCGUUUUUGCACACCCAGAGGUCGCAACUAGUGGAUUGGCCCUGCUCAAUGACCGGUUACAGAAUCAGCAUCACGCCCACAAGCGUGAAAAUUAUAUGCACCAUUACCUAUGCCAGGUAUCUACGAUAGGAUCGCCUGUGAAGGCAGGACUCAGGACACCGGGGAAUUUGUUUACGCAUUUAAUGAUACCAUUGUUCUCGGGAUUAUUAGAUCCUAAGACCAAUUCUAAAACACAUACGGGUCGAAAGAUCUACGAACUUCCAGAUUUGAAAGAACGUCUUGACGCUAACAAGAUCAAGACGUAUAUAAUUUAUCCUACGGAUCAAGAAAUUAGGAAGUGUCCAAUGGGAUACAUGGCAGGCGGCUGGUUCCACCAUCACUGGAUGCGGAACGAGACAACAAAAAAAUUGUACAUGACGUUAAAAAAUUGGAGCGUGUUUUACAAACUGCAACCAGCAGCGGGCUCACUUAGGGGCAGCACACCAUCACACACGAAAUUUUACAUGAAGUCUACCACUAGUUCUCUAAAUUCAGUUCCCUUUGAAGAGGUUGAUUGGCUACUAUUCACCACCGGUAAUUUAAGUUUUAAUGCAUGGGGUUCUCCGUCCUCUAAACCUCGCAACUACGAGGUUGGCGUGCUUUUGACGCCUCGAGGUGGUACCAAGAUAACAGUCAGCUCAGCUGAAGAGCUUGUGUACGGCAAAUUUAAUGGUUUAGGGACGGUAUUAGGUGGGCUACAACUGCGAAAUAUAAAAAAGGUAUGCGUGAUGGUACCAUUCAAUAUUUCCCCAGCACCCUACAGCUAUUCAGACGACUCCUUCUGUAUCUCAAGUACCUACAAGGAGCUUGACACUCACGGACACUCCCACCAGCCACAGGACUAG
Molecule: messenger RNA, 1740 nt
Organism: Lachancea nothofagi CBS 11611
Lineage: Eukaryota; Fungi; Ascomycota; Saccharomycetes; Saccharomycetales; Saccharomycetaceae
Source: the annotation of a GenBank genome assembly